AACAAUGUCUGAAUUCAUCGCUGUGUCAGCCAUCAAGAACUACCUGACCGAGUGCCCAAUCUGCAAUGAACAGUUUGAUGAGGCCUCCCAUCUCCCCCGCCGAAUGACAUGAUGUGUACAGUGCAUAUGUCAUGACUGUCUCCAGAAGAUCUACAAGGAAACAGACAAGACGUUGCUUUGUCCAAUCAGUCGCCACAAUCAUCAUCUUCCUAAUGGAGUCGAGUCUCUUCCAAGUGAACCUCUCAUUCUGAAAAUCCUUGAUGAUCUGAAGAUCCACAAAGGUCUCCGCUUGCCAUGUACAGAUUGUCCGGACAACAACGAGGCUGUGGCCAGAUGUUAUGACUUCUGUGUGUUCAUGUGCACAGAGUGUAAAACUUCACAUGACCGACACAGAUUAUCUAGACUCCACACGACAGUUACCUUUGAGGAGAUGAAAGGCCGACCUGUCCAGAGCUUUCGUCGUUUACAUGAAUGUAGUCAGCAUCAACAGCCACGGCAAUUUUACUGCUACACUUGUGACAAGAUCAUAUGCGUGUCCUGCACUGUGCUGGACCACGAUAAAGGGAAGGGACAUAAGGUUGUAUCUGUGGCCGAGGCACACCAGGACAAGGCACAGUCUACUGAUGACACUUUGGCCAGACUCGAAGUGAAGACAAACAAGCUCUCAGAAACAGAAACGGAACUGACGAAAAUAUUUCAAACCAUCAUGGUAUCAACAGAAGCUGCUAAGCAGGACAUCAAUCAGACUUUUGACAACCUGAUUGAUAACAUACAGGAAAGAAGAGCCAUUCUGUUGUCAGAUGUUGAGCAGAAAUCCACCAAAUCACGUAAACUAACAGAAGAGGCCAAGGAGUCAACCCGAACAUUGCUGACUAAACUAAAGUCUUCCACUGUAUAUACAAAACAGAUGAGGGGGAAGGCUGACCAGAUAGAGGAUCUACAACUGAUGUUGUCUUCUGCCGACUCCUUGAACACCUUGUUGGAAGAGUCGGCAAAGGAAGUUGGGCUCUUCAGAACAGGUGUCAGUUUUGUCCGAGCCAACUUCAACCACCUCAUCACUUCCGUUAAGUCGACAGGAUUGGUCAGGUCUGUCACAUUCUCCCCAACACAGAGGCCGAGCUAUGUGCCAGAGGCUGAAAUGUAUAACACCAUCACCCUGGAACCUGCAGAGUUACCUGAAGUGGCUGACGUAGACGAAAGAAUUUCUGGAAAUGAAGAACAGGUUACAUGUCCGACCCUGCAGUGGGACUCCAACACAGCCAGCUAUGACGUCACUACAUCAGGAUCUGUACUCACUAACACCAGGCCAGAUCCUCCUCAACCAGACACCGGAUGUCGGAUACAUUCAGGGAAACGUGUACUGGCGUCACGGCCUCUGGUCAUCAGGCGAGGUCAGCGAUGCAUGUUUCCUGUUAAGUGUCGAUUCCCAAUGAAGCAGAUGAAAGAGGAAAAUCACAUGGUAGCUGAGACAGCACUGACCCCCUCCCCUGUAGAUACUCGCAGGAGUCAACCUAUUGGACUGAGUGUACAUGUUGUAACAUGCACCUAGCACAAGUCGCAGCUGUGUCUCAAUGUGAGAUAUAACGACAAACUCCUCACUGACUUCCCACUUUGCAAGAACCAGAUUGGAGAGUCGAAUGAUUUACACUUGUGUUUCUUCCUGAACGGUACAAAGGAGAAAAUCUACGUUGUUGGUGUUGUUGCAGUCAAAGUUAUCUACACAGUCAAUGAUGCUGCUUUUGACAUGCCACUGUGGGUCAUGAUGUACGCAGGUCAUAUCAGCCAUUCAGACAUGAGAGGAGAACUGAUAUCCGGCCACGAUAUGACUGUGUCGGACGGGAUGUCUCGACUGUUGUUGUCACUUGACUAAAACUACCACAUGUCAACACACACCGCAACAAAUCAGAACAGGAAAUAACGUGUCGUACAUGUGACAUACGACAUAAAAGUAAAAUACACCGACUGCAUGUGACACACCACAGAAAGUAAAGUAUACUGACCUCACGUGGCACACGACAGGAAGUAAAAUAUACUGACUGCACGUGGCACAUGGCAGAAAGUAAAGUAUACUGACUGCACGUGGCACACGACUAGAAGUAAAAUAUACCGACUGCAUGUGACACACUACAGAAAGUAAAGUAUACUGACUGCACGUGGCACACGACAGGAAGUAAAAUAUACCGACUGCAUAUGACACACUACGGAAAAUAAAGUAUACUUACUCAUGUGACACACUACAGAAAGUAAAGUAUACCGACUGCACGUGGCACACGACAGGACGUAGAAUAUACUGACUGCAUGUGACACACUACAGGAAAGUAAAGUAUACUGACUGCACGUGGCACAUGACAGGAAGUAAAGUAUACUGACUGCACGUGGCACACGACAGGAAGUAAAAUAUACCGACUGCAUGUGACACACUACAGAAAGUAAAGUAUACUGACUGCGCGUGGCACACGACAGGAAGUAAAGCAUACCGACUGCAUGUACCACACUACAGAAAGUAAAGUAUACUGACAGCACGUGGCACAUGACAGGAAGUAAAGUAUACCGACUGCACGUGGCACACGACAGGAAGUAAAAUAUACUGACUGCAUGUACCACACUACAGAAAGUAAAGUAUACUGACUGCACGUGGCACACGACAGGAAAUAAAAUAUACCGACUGCAUGUACCACACUACAGAAAGUAAAGUAUACUGACAUCACGUGGCACACGACAGGAAGUAAAAUAUACCGACUGCAUGUACCACACGACAGAAAGUAAAGUAUACUGACUGCACGUGGCACACGACAGAAAGUAAAGUAUACCGACUGCAUAUGACACACGACAGGAAGUAAAAUAUACCGACUGCAUGUACCACACUACAGAAAGUAAAGUAUACUGACCUCACGUGACACACUACAGAAAGUAAAGUAUACUGACUGCACGUGGCACACGACAGGAAGUAAAGGAUACCGACUGCAUAUGACACACUACAGAAAGUAAAAUAUACCGACUGCAUGUGACACACUACAGAAAGUAACGUAUACUGACUGCACGUGGCGCACGACAGGAAGUAAAGUAUACCGACUGCAUAUGACACACUACAGAAAGUAAAGUAUACUGACUGCAUGUGACACACUACAGAAAGUAAAGUAUACUGACUGCACGUGGCGCACGACAGGAAGUAAAGUAUACCGACUGCAUAUGACACACUACAGAAAGUAAAGUAUACUGACUGCAUGUGACACACUACAGAAAGUAAAGUAUACCCACUGCAUAUGACACACUACAGAAAGUAAAGUAUACUGACUGCACGUGGCACACGACAGGAAGUAAAAUAUACCGACUGCAUGUACCACACUACAGAAAGUAAAGUAUACUGACUGUAUGUGACACACGACAGGAAGUAAAAUAUACUGACUGCACGUGGCACACGACAAGAAGUAAAAUAUACUGACUGCAUGUGACACAAUACAGAAAGUAAAGUAUACCGACUGCAUGUGUCAGGGUGUUUAUGGCGUAGGAUCCGCUCAGUGUAGGUAUGAAGAGAUGCCGAAAUAUUUAGAGAAAUAUAUGCCCUUGGACGUGGUUCACUCACUACAUGUGUUAUUGGCAUUUGAUAUAUUUAGUGCCAUCGUUAAAAUAUGUCUAGCAUGUCUAUUUAUUUCAAUAUCCAACGGAUAGGAAUGGGUUAUCUUAGGUCAGCUAACACCUGCCAUCUGACAUGAUGUAAGAUGAUUUUAAUAGCAUCUAGUAGAUUCGGUAUUUCAGUGUAUAUGAGUAGACACUCAAUUGAAUGGAGAUUUAUGAAGCAAAUCUUUCUAUAUAUAUAGGUUAUAUAAUGGGGUUUUUUCAUUAAAUUAUCAGUGAGAAUAGUUGUUAAGCAAUUAAGAUAUUAACUGAACCACAUUGCAACUAAAUGCAAUUCUGGCUACUAUGUUUAAUAUGAAUGGAUAUUGUUGAGGUCAGUGAGGUCAUUAUUUUGACUGUUCAUUUUUAGACUGAAGUCCUAACUAGAGACACGUAAAAAAACGUGUCAGAAUAGGUCUUCAGCAACCCAUGUGUGCCGUAAAAGGUGACUAUGCUUGUCGUAAGAGGCGACUAACGGGAUCGGGUUGUCAUGCUCG
Molecule: messenger RNA, 4112 nt
Organism: Haliotis rufescens (red abalone)
Lineage: Eukaryota; Metazoa; Mollusca; Gastropoda; Lepetellida; Haliotidae
Product: E3 ubiquitin-protein ligase TRIM39-like
Exons: 3
Coding region: 356-1549 (397 amino acids)
Molecular function (GO): zinc ion binding
Source: RefSeq, a predicted model, not a curated record